This is a messenger RNA of Exophiala xenobiotica, 1476 nucleotides long. RefSeq lists its product as uncharacterized. Gene Ontology annotation, molecular function: transmembrane transporter activity. Gene Ontology annotation, biological process: transmembrane transport. The coding region runs from base 1 to 1476 and encodes 491 amino acids. Lineage: Eukaryota; Fungi; Ascomycota; Eurotiomycetes; Chaetothyriales; Herpotrichiellaceae. The record is from RefSeq and is a predicted model, not a curated record. The transcript is spliced from 2 exons.
AUGUCUCGCCGUACCUCGGAAGGGAAACACGUCGAACUUCAAGAUGUCAACGAAGCAUCGGUUGAGAAGCAUCCCGUUCGCUGGUACCAUAGCACCUUCUACAAUGCCACCAUUCUCGGCUUGUGCAAUUUCGCGGCGCCGGGGAUAUGGGGUGCCAUGAACUCCCUGGGCGCGGGCGGCGCGCAGAAGCCGUAUCUGGUCAACACGGCGAAUGCACUGACGUUUUGUCUCAUGGUUGUUUCGUGCUUCUUUUCGUCCAUCCUCACAAAGUACAUCGGCAUCAAGGGAGCAUUGAUAUUCGGAACGCUGGGCUACGCACCCUACGCGGCGGGGCUGUACACGAACAACCGGUUUGGAACCGAGUGGCUCGUACUUGUCGGAGCUGCCCUUUGCGGAAUCAGUGCCGGGGUGUUCUGGGCAGCCGAGGCGGCCAUCGCGUUGGCAUACCCCGAACCAUACAACAGGGGCCGAGUGCUGGGAUACUGGUUGACAUAUCGACUUGGAGGUCAAAUCCUGGGCGGCGCCAUCAACCUGGGCCUCAACUCAGAUCGCGAUCAGGCGGGAAAGGUCAGUUACACCGUGUACCUGAUCUUCAUCGCGUUGCAGGCUUGCGGCCCCUUUGUGGCGCUGCUCCUCAAUCGUCCGAGCAAGGUGGAGAGGACGGAUGGAGUCAAGGUCGACCUGAGCAUCUUCAACCAUCCGUGGCUGGAAGUUAAAUUGAUGACCAAGACGUUCUUCAACAAGAAGUUUCUGUUGCUGGUGCUGUUCAUUGGACAAGCAGUGUAUGCUGAAGCCGUCUUCUUCACCUACCUGUCACUCUGGUUCAGUGUGCGCGCAAGGGCGCUCGGCUCAUUCCUCUCCGGCAUCAUUGCCGUGACUUGUGGAAACCUUCUCGGAGCCUGGCUUGACCGGACAGCGAUCAACUUGAAGACGAGGUCCCGAGUCGCGUUCGCGGUCAUAGUGACUCUGCAAGGUGCAUGGUGGAUCUGGGCGACGGUCCUGGUAACGCGGUUCCGUCACACCCAGCCAAGCUAUGACUGGAGUAGUAGCGGAUUCGGCCACGCAUUUGCCCCGUACUUGCUGUUGACCGCAGGCUUCCAGAUCAACUACCUGUUCUGCUACUUCCUGAUGGGUCAGUUGGCAAUCGAUCCGGGCGAGGUCAUCCGGUAUGCCGCAUUGCUGAGGGGAACGGAAAGCGCGUGGCAGGCGGUGAGUUAUGGGCUGAACUCGAUCACGAUCUUCGCUCAGGUCGGCGGCGUGUACAUCAACUUCGGACUGUGGGCUGCUGCGCUAUGGCCUGCUUGGUUGGUCGUUAGAGAUUUCGGCAAUGACCACCUCGCCGCGGCUGUGUUGGCUUGUGUUGGCGACAGGGCAGUUGCCCAGUCACGUGAGUGUUGCCUGGAUGGCUGCCUAGCCUCACUCUUGGCGCUACCCACCAAUCGGCUGCCUAGUUGGAUUUCUGUCAUUGUUUCAUAG